AUGUCGCCGGACUCGAGUUUGUCCCUACCUUAUGCCAAGCUCGGUGAUUUUGCCCCGACCGCCGACCUGUGUCGCCUCCAGGCCUCGCUGGGCCGGCCAUCCGUCCUCUCACCCUUCUCCCAGAACAAAACUGUCGCUGUACCGAAAACCACAACGAACCCGAGAACCCCAGUUCAUGCGCGAUGGACGACUCAUAGCGCAUCUCUCUGCCAUGCGUCCUCCUCCUCCUCCUCCUCAUCUACUUACUCACAUCCGGCCAAGCCCCCGACAACCCACUACGAUUUCUUCCCCGAAACGCUACCCGACGGCCCCCCACCCGCGGGCCACUUCCCCAUCAACCAGCGCGCGCUGCGCCGCGAAUUCCUCCAGCUCCAAGCAAAAGCCCACCCGGACCUGCACCCGGCCGACCGGAAAACCCGCGCCGAGGCGACGUCCGCGCGCAUCAACGAGGCGUACAAGACCCUCUCCAACCCGUUGCUGCGCGCCCAAUACCUCCUCUCGCUUCGCGGCGUCGACGUCUCCACCGACGAGACCUUGCGCGUCGAGGAUCCGAACCUGCUCAUGAUGGUCCUCGAAGCCCGCGAGGCCAUCGAGGAGGCCGAGGAGGAGACCGAGCUCGAGCCGCUCCGGGCGGAAAACGACGAGCGGAUUCGGGCCAGCGAGGAUGUGCUGGAGGGCGCCUUUGCGCGGGAUGACAUUGAGGCUGCGAAACGGGAGGCCGUCAAGCUGCGGUACUGGGUGAACAUCAAGGAUAGCCUGGAUGAAUGGGAGAAGGGGAAGCCCGUUGUCUUACAGCACUGA
Messenger RNA from Sodiomyces alkalinus F11, 801 nucleotides. RefSeq names its product Co-chaperone Hsc20. Bases 1 to 801 code for a protein of 266 amino acids. The transcript has 3 exons. Lineage: Eukaryota; Fungi; Ascomycota; Sordariomycetes; Glomerellales; Plectosphaerellaceae. Gene Ontology annotation, cellular component: mitochondrion. Gene Ontology annotation, molecular function: ATPase activator activity; protein-folding chaperone binding. The record is from RefSeq and is a predicted model, not a curated record. Gene Ontology annotation, biological process: [2Fe-2S] cluster assembly; protein complex oligomerization.